GUCGACCUUAUCUGCCACUUGCCAGUCGCAAGUGUCAGUCUCUGCCUUUCGCUAUUCUACACAGCUAGCUAUAGACGCUUCUAAAGUCUCUGUCUGUUAGAAGAUGGCUUCAAUGAUGAAGAGAAUCCUCCGUGACGCUGUCCACCACAAGGAGAUUCUGCCUCUUCUUGGUCUGGUCACUCUUGCCAGUACUGCGGGAGUCGGUUUGCUCGUUAGAGCGGCUUUUAAAAACCCAGACGUUGUGUUGAACCAUAAGACAAAUCCACACCCUUGGCUCCAGGUCAAGCCUAAUGAAGUGUAUCGACUUCUGCCUCUUGACCAGGCCAGUGAUGUGCCUCCCAAGUACUGAGAGAGAAACGAGUAGCAAGUCAGUACAACAACUGGUAUCAAAAACAGUUUGAUUAUAUAUAGAAAUCCUAGACACAAGAUAGGCUAUCUGGUUUAAUUAAUUAAAUUAAUUUCUUUUGCUGCAUAUAGUACUACUACUAUAUGUAAAAACUAGUAGUGAAAUUGAUCAGUCAUCAUGUAAAAAUUAUGUAGAAACAUUGAUAAAACAAUGCAAGUAACA
This is a messenger RNA of Corticium candelabrum, 568 nucleotides long. RefSeq names its product NADH dehydrogenase [ubiquinone] 1 alpha subcomplex subunit 4-like 2. The transcript has 4 exons. The record is from RefSeq and is a predicted model, not a curated record. Lineage: Eukaryota; Metazoa; Porifera; Homoscleromorpha; Homosclerophorida; Plakinidae. The coding region runs from base 104 to 349 and encodes 81 amino acids.